AUGUCUACUACUACUAUUAGCCCAAAAUUGGUGUGUCUUGGUAACCCUUUGCUGGACAUUCAGGCGACCGUGACCGAAGAAUACUUGGCCAAAUACGAUUUGAAGGCUAACGAUGCGGUUCUGGUUGACGCCAGCUCGGACGAGCCCAAGAUGGCCAUUUUCGAAGAACUUUUGCAGUUCAAAGACGUCAAAUUCAUCGCUGGUGGUGCGGCCCAGAACACCGCUAGAGGUGCGGCAUACAUGCUAGGAAAGGACCAGGUGGGCUAUUUCGGAUCUGUCGGCAAGGACACUUACUCUGCCAAGCUUUUGGCUGAGAACAAGGCCGCAGGCGUGGUCUCUUACUACCAGGAACAGUCCACAGUUGGCACCGGUAAAUGUGCCGCUCUGAUCACUGGUCACAACAGAUCUCUGGUCACCGACCUUGGUGCUGCCAACCACUUCACCCCCGACCACCUCGACAAGCACUGGUCUGUUGUGGAGCAAGCCAAGCUGUUCUACGUCGGUGGCUUCCACUUGACGGUCUCUCCAGAGGCUAUUGUGAAGCUCGGAAAACAUGCCCAAGAGACUGGCAAACCUUUAGUGUUGAACCUCAGCGCUCCAUUCAUUCCUCAGUUUUUCAAGGCUGCCUUGGAGCAAGCUUUGCCAUACACCACAUAUGUAAUCGCCAAUGAAUCCGAAGCUGCUGCAUACGCCGAGUCUUUUGGUGUAAAGUGUAAGUCCGACGACUUGGUUUCCAUUGCCAAGCACAUCGUUGGUGACUCCAAGACUAGAACCGUCAUCUUCACCCACGGUUUGGAACCUACUGUGAUUGUGUCUGCUCAAGGCGAACAGACCCGUGCCGUUAAGGCUUUGCCAGAGGAGAAAAUUGUCGACACCAACGGUGCUGGUGACGCUUUCGCUGCUGGCUUCAUGGCCGGUUUGACCGAGGGCAAGAACCUCGACCAAUCUGUUGAUAUGGGGCAAUGGCUAGCCGCUCUAUCCAUCCAAGAAGUUGGUGCUGCUUACCCAACCGAGAAAUUGACCUACCAGGCCUAA
Lachancea nothofagi CBS 11611 is the source of this 1035-nucleotide messenger RNA. The record is from the annotation of a GenBank genome assembly. Lineage: Eukaryota; Fungi; Ascomycota; Saccharomycetes; Saccharomycetales; Saccharomycetaceae.